This is a messenger RNA of Saccharomyces mikatae IFO 1815, 1056 nucleotides long. RefSeq names its product U5 snRNP complex subunit LIN1 (gene LIN1). NCBI's taxonomy places the organism in Eukaryota, Fungi, Ascomycota, Saccharomycetes, Saccharomycetales, Saccharomycetaceae. The coding region runs from base 1 to 1056 and encodes 351 amino acids. The record is from RefSeq and is a predicted model, not a curated record. Gene Ontology annotation, molecular function: protein binding. Gene Ontology annotation, cellular component: U5 snRNP. The transcript has a single exon.
AUGGGAUAUACGCAGGGCUGGAACACUUCAAAACUGAAAAGAAAAGGUGAUCAAUUUACGGACGAUGAAGAGCUCCACGAUGGGCCCUACCACAGAGACAAGAGAUAUAGAAAUGGAAAGCUAAACACAGCAGAGUAUGAUUCUGAUUCCAGUGUUGAGAGUUAUACAGAUGAUGAAAAUAAUGGGAGGGGAAUGGAUGCAAAAAUCAAUGAGGUGGAUGAGAAAAAGGAUGAAGAUAUGUUUUCAUCAGAUAAUUACAAACACAGCGAAGGCCAUGAAAAGCUGAAGAAAUCAAACAUGAAACUUUUGGAUAUUGCAGAAUUCAAGAAAGAAAAUUUGGUUGGCUUAGAUUAUACCAUUGAAAAUUCAGAAACUGAAAAGGAAGAGGAGGGUGUAAAUAUAGAGCCAUUCAAUAUAGAUGACGAAAUGGAACACGGAGUAUUCGAUAGAGAUGGUAAUUAUAUAAAGACAGAAAUUAACGCAGAAAAUGAAUCGCAAAAUAACGAGGAAUGGAUGAAUGAUGUUAUAAAGACGGAAGAUGUGAACCGUUUAGAGAAGAAACAGAAUGUGAAGGCAGGAAAUUCAAGACACUAUAUGGUACAUGAGGCAUUGAUUCUUCUUAAGUUUUUUCUUGCUGAUGACAAAGAAACAGCGCUAAAAUCCUUAGGAAGAUUAAACAAACUGCGAAAAAAAGCAAUUACCGAGCAAGAAAAAUCGCUAAGAUAUGUUAUACAUGGAAUCAAGCUGUUGUCCGAUUUAAUCAAUAUAUUGGAGAAUAAGGGAUUUAGCGAAGUAUAUGAUUUUGACCGUAGAAAAGUAGAGGAUGCCAUAGAAGAAGAGAUUUUUGACGAAUCUUCCAGAAUAGAUAAUCAUAAAACAAAACUAUGGGACUUCAAGUGGUUGGGCAAACUAGACGAAAAACACGGCCAGUAUACGAACUAUGAAAUGUCGUACUGGCAAAAAACCUACUUCCACGACAACGUCGUCGUAAAAUUUCAAAGCGAACCCGAUGAAGACCAAAACUGGAUACAUGUAUCAUGUUUAAGAUUUAUGUAG